UCAUGUGGAGUAAUACGAAAUAAGAGGCAAAGUCUUUACGUCCGCCUUUACGACUUCACGUCUUCACGUCUUCACGUCUUUACGUCUUAAUGUCUUUACGUAGAAAUCACAACAGUUUGUUUGUGUUUUAUUCUAUUUUUCCUCUUUAUUUCCUUAGGGUUGUCAUGGGUGACGAUGCACUUAACUUCAAAGUACGAAGUACCCUUCGCGUGCGGUUUGUUAAUGUCCAUUCUUGUAAAGUGAACCGGAAAAAUUGAAAGCAAUAUUGUUUCAGCAUAAAUUACCCAAAGCCAUUUUCCUUCUGGGCAGCUGCAAGAAUAAUACAUGUAUACACAAAAGGUACACGGUAUAUAUAUUCCCAGUCAGUGAGCAGGAAGGGACUGAUGAGUUCAGCAUCACUUUAUAAUGAUGAACAUAUCAAACCAAGGUGACAACAAGAGCUUUGAAGAAGCAACGCGUUGCUGCAGGCAUUUAGACGUAUUUUUCAGCAAAGCCGAUGACGAUGUCAUUCUGUUGUCGGACACAAUCGUCUGUGUGAUUAAUUCUGUAUUUAGUGUAAUCGCUGUGUUUGCCAACAUACUCAUCUUGUACGCCCUGUACAAAGCCUCGUCACUACAUCUUCCGUCUAAAGCAUUGCUGUGCAGUCUCGCUCUGUCUGAUCUGGGAGUCGGCGCCAUAGUACAGCCAUUAUUUGUAGUCUACAGAUGGGCGCAGAUCAAAGGUAUUCUUCACGAAUAUUGCACUGAAGGAAUUUUCGCUCAUAUCGAAGGAAGUUACUUCUCGGCUGUUUCAUCUCUUACCAUGACAGCUAUCAGUAUCGACCGACUUCUUUCGUUAGUCCUUCGUGUCCAAUAUCAAUCCAUUGUCACUCUGAGAAGAGUUCUUUUCCUACUAGCUUUAAUUUGGAUCACUGGGGGUGUAUGGUCGUCAACUUGGACCAGAAAACAGGAUAUGUACUCGCUUGUAGGCAUCAUAUAUAUUCCAGUCUUUUUUUCCGUAACGUUUUGCGCUUACUUAAAAAUCUAUUUGUGCCUUCGCAAGCAAGCCUGUAGGAUGGGAAGGCACGUGAACCCACUGAGAUGCAUUAGAAAAACGCAUGGCAUGAACUUCGCUCGCUACAAGAAGUCCGUUGUGAGCAUGUUUUAUCUAUUUUGCGCAUCCGUGGUCUCUUUUCUGCCAUAUCUAUGUCACAAACUUGCUGUAGCCAUUUCUGGAUGGAAUACUUCAACUUCGGUUUUAUUUAGCUUUGCUCUGACCAUGGUUUACCUGAACAGUUCUGCGAAUCCUUUGAUAUACUGCUGGCGAAUUUCAGAACUGAAACAAAUUGUACUCAAUGUUCUCUGUCGUAAUCGUUCAGCAGUGAAACAAGUCAAGUUCGUAACUUCUAAGGAACAAGUAAAAAUUUUGUCCUAGAAUGAUGACUCUGAAGAUAUAAGUUUCUAAACUUGAAGGUAAUUCUGGGAUAAAAGACAUAAGAUUGUUCAUAUUACUUGACGGAAGUGAUUGUAAGAAUCCGGUGCCACAGCUAAUUAAGCUGUGCAAUUCUUAGAUUUACAGUCACGGUUUUUCAAGGAGAGUAUUAACUUCUAAGGAACAAGUAAAAAUUUUGUCCUAGAAUGAUGACUCUGAAGAUAUAAGUUUCUAAACUUGAAGGUAAUUCUGGGAUAAAAGACAUAAGAUUGUUCAUAUUACUUGACGGAAGUGAUUGUAAGAAUCCGGUGCCACAGCUAAUUAAGCUGUGCAAUUCUUGGAUUUACAGUCACGGUUUUUUAAGGAGAGUAUUUGUCACCUACUUUAUGUUUGCUUCUCUCUAAACAAAAACGUUAGUACUAGAGAAUUGUAACCAAUUUUAGCUUUCAAUACUGCAGAAUCGCUGCUACUGAACUUUGACUGUACUGUAUGAUAGCCCCAGUUCAUGUUUAUUCCAAAAGCUGCAUAGUCAUUACCCUGAAUUCCAAAAGAUUAGACACCCUGUUACCGUAAAGUUGAAAAAAUUCAACCCGCUGAAAAGAUUCAGUAAACGUUAAUUACAUAAUUUCUCAAUUUAUUUUCAGGGCUAAACUGAACUCUAAUAAAUCAGCUUAAAGAAGCCUACAGAGGCUCUCAUCUGUUAUUUCAGCGUCAUUAUUGAACUUUGUGUACGGAAGGCUAAAAAAGAACUUAGCGGCCGGAAAUAUUAGCCUUCCAGAUUUGUUUACUCUUUGAUGUAUUUCCGGUUGACCAUAAACGUAUGUGAAAGCCGACAGUUACGUAAUGAUUCAGGAUUUUGGAAUGUUUUCCACCAUCGUUCUCGGUGUACUUUAUCGCUCUGUGUGGCUUCCUUGUUUAUGAUCACCGGGCUCGCGUAGCUAGCGAU
Molecule: messenger RNA, 2356 nt
Organism: Stylophora pistillata
Lineage: Eukaryota; Metazoa; Cnidaria; Anthozoa; Scleractinia; Pocilloporidae
Product: adenosine receptor A3-like
Biological process (GO): G protein-coupled receptor signaling pathway
Cellular component (GO): membrane
Molecular function (GO): G protein-coupled receptor activity
Source: RefSeq, a predicted model, not a curated record